AUGUCAACGCUGACUGGGACUGAUAUCCCAGAUGUUAGUCAUGUGUCCUCCUGGUCAGAUGAGACUAAAGCUUUUGGCGGGGCUACGGAACAGCAAAAGGAUUUCAUGGUGGAGGAGAGCAGUGGCAGCACCACAAUGAAGCAUGAAAGCAUACAAUCUCAUGGUGACCUGUCCCAGCCAGAUGAUUUCUCCAACCUCCCUCAGAAUGGCCCUACUCUCACCAGGAUGAGCAGCCCUUUGCCAGUUGAGCCAAAUGAAACCAAGCCUGAUGUGAGCGACACUGGCACAGAUGGUCACCCGGUGAAGCGAAAGAAGGGUCCUGCCCCCAAGAUGCUGGGAAAUGAGGUGUGCAGUGUAUGUGGUGACAAGGCCUCUGGAUUCCACUACAAUGUGCUAAGCUGUGAGGGCUGCAAGGGCUUUUUCCGACGUAGUGUCAUUAAAAGUGCUCAGUACACUUGCAAGAACAAUGGACGGUGUGAAAUGGACAUGUACAUGCGACGCAAGUGCCAGCAAUGCCGCCUACGCAAGUGUCGUGAGGCAGGCAUGCUAGAGCAGUGUGUGCUUUCUGAAGAACAAAUUCGUCUGAAGAAGAUGAAGAAGCAGCAGGAUGACGAAACGGCUCGCUCGUCCACAGUGCUCACUCCCACUCCUCCACAAGAAGUAGCUUCACUGGAUCCACAGCAGCAGGAAAUGAUUGAGAAGCUGGUGGCUAUGCAGAAGCAAUGCAACAAGAGAUCCUUUCUCGAUCGACCAAAAGUGACACCAUGGCCACAGAAUCAGGAUCUACAGAAUCGAGAAGUGCGUCAGCAGCGUUUCGCCCACUUCACUGAGCUGGCAAUCAUGUCGGUCCAGGAGAUCGUGGAUUUUGCUAAGCAGCUUCCUGGAUUUUUAGAGCUCACAAGAGAGGACCAGAUCGCUCUGUUGAAGACCUCCACCAUAGAAAUUAUGCUGCUAGAGACGUCUCGUCGAUACAACCCUGCCAUUGACAGCAUUACAUUUCUGAAGGAUUUUAGCUACAACAAGGAAGAUUUUGCAAAAGCGGGCCUUCAGUUUGAGUUCAUUAAUCCCAUCUUUGAGUUUUCGAAAGGAAUGAAUGACCUGCAGCUGGAUGAGGCCGAAUACGCUCUGCUUAUUGCCAUCAACAUAUUUUCUGCAGAUCGGCCAAAUGUUCAGGAUCAUGAUCUUGUGGAAAGGCUGCAACAACCAUAUGUUGACGCUCUGCGCUCUUACAUCACAAUAAAGAGACCAAAUGACCACUUGAUGUUUCCACGGAUGCUGAUGAAGCUGGUGAGCCUUCGUACAUUGAGCAGCGUACACUCUGAACAGGUUUUUGCCCUUCGUCUUCAGGACAAGAAGCUUCCCCCGCUGCUUUCUGAAAUCUGGGAUGUCACUGAAUGA
Molecule: messenger RNA, 1398 nt
Organism: Nerophis lumbriciformis (worm pipefish)
Lineage: Eukaryota; Metazoa; Chordata; Actinopteri; Syngnathiformes; Syngnathidae
Source: RefSeq, a predicted model, not a curated record